Molecule: messenger RNA, 1410 nt
Organism: Clonostachys rhizophaga
Lineage: Eukaryota; Fungi; Ascomycota; Sordariomycetes; Hypocreales; Bionectriaceae
Source: the annotation of a GenBank genome assembly
AUGAGCCUACGCCACCGCCCAGGCGGCCCCUUUUAUCCAUAUACCGUCUCGCCGUCAACUCACCACCGCUUCGCAGAUCCCCAUGAUCGGGGUGGUAUCGGAUACCAGCCCAAGACACGCGUGACGGAACGGUACCGUAUCGUCGGCUUCAUCAGCAGUGGAACGUAUGGUCGCGUGUACAAGGCCACCGCCCGCACGCUUGUCUCGGCUGGCCAAGAUGCCCUCGCCACCCCAGCCAAGGAUGGCCCUAACAAGGGCAUCCUGCAGGUAGCCAUCAAAAAGUUCAAACCGGAUAAGGAGGGUGAGCAGGUUAGCUACACUGGCAUCUCCCAAUCUGCAAUCCGUGAGAUGAGCUUGUGCGCAGAGCUGAAGCACAUCAAUGUCAUCCGGCUGGUGGAGACCCUUCUCGAGGAUAAGUGCAUCUUCAUGGUCUUCGAGUUUGCCGAGCAUGACCUGCUCCAGAUCAUCCACCACCACACCACUCAGCCCCCAGGACCCCGACGACCCAUCCCGCCGGCCGUCGUGAAGAGUUUGCUGUUCCAGCUGCUCAAUGGCUGCCACUACUUGCACACCUCCUGGGUUCUCCACCGAGAUCUCAAACCCGCCAAUAUCAUGGUGACGGAAGGGGGACGUGUCAAGAUUGGUGAUCUAGGACUUGCCCGACGCUUCGACAAACCUCUUGCCUCGCUUUUCGGCGGUGAUAAAGUGGUCGUGACUAUCUGGUACCGUGCACCCGAGCUAAUCCUCGGUUCCUACCAUUACACUCCCGCGAUCGAUCUCUGGGCCAUUGGGUGUAUAUUUGCGGAGCUCUUGUCUCUGCGGCCCAUUUUCAAGGGAGAGGAGGCUAAGCUCGACAGCAAGAAGACUGUCCCCUUCCAGAGGAACCAGAUGCAGAAGAUUGUCGAGAUCAUGGGGAUGCCGACCAGAGAACGCUGGCCGUUACUGAGCUCCAUGCCGGACUACAACCAGCUCAGCUCUGUCCGCCCCCCCAACACUGAUCAUCACCAUUCUCAUCAUCACCACCACCACCAAAGUUCCAGGGCAUAUCCCACAACGUCCAGUCUUGAAAAGUGGUAUUACAACACAAUCAACCACGCGGGGACAACAUCAAACCCGUCCAGUUCCGGCUCCAACCAGUCCCCGCUAGCCUCGCUGGGCGCCGAGGGUUACAAACUCCUCGCUGGUCUUCUGGAAUACGACCCCCAGAAGCGUCUCACCGCCGCCCAGGCACUCCAGCAUCCCUUCUUCUCCUCUGGCGUCCUGGCCAACGCCUUUGAGGGUCUCCAGGUCGACUACCCCCGUCGCCGCGUCAGCCAGGACGACAACGACAUCCGCACGAGCAGCCUCCCCGGCACGAAGCGGAGCAUGGCCCAGGAAGACUUCCGGCCAUCUAAGCGGCUCAAGGAGUAG